This is a messenger RNA of Epinephelus fuscoguttatus (brown-marbled grouper), 1770 nucleotides long. It is a transcript of the gene slc13a1, whose product is annotated as solute carrier family 13 member 1. Gene Ontology annotation, biological process: monoatomic anion transmembrane transport. The transcript is spliced from 15 exons. Gene Ontology annotation, cellular component: membrane. Bases 1 to 1770 code for a protein of 589 amino acids. Gene Ontology annotation, molecular function: sodium:sulfate symporter activity. The record is from RefSeq and is a predicted model, not a curated record. NCBI's taxonomy places the organism in Eukaryota, Metazoa, Chordata, Actinopteri, Perciformes, Serranidae.
AUGCUGAGGAGGUUGAGAAGAGGAUUGUGGAACUACCGCAGCGUCGCCCUGAUUAUCCUGACGCCACUGCUGCUGCUUCCUCUUCCUCUUGUCAUCGGGACAAAGGAGUCAGAAUGUGCCUUUGUGUUGCUGCUGAUGGCGACAUACUGGGUGACAGAGGCGAUUCCUCUGUCCAUGACCGCCAUGUUCCCCGCCAUCCUCUUCCCCAUGUUUGGCAUCAUGAAGUCUUCAGACGUGGCGAAGGAGUACUUUAAAGACUUCCACUUCUUGCUGGUGGGCGUCAUCUGCCUCGCCACGUCCAUCGAGAAGUGGGGUCUCCACCGCAGAAUCGCCCUGAGGCUCGUCACCACAGUGGGAGUCAACCCUGCACGGUUGAUGCUGGGCUUCAUGUCCGGCUGUGCAUUCCUCUCCAUGUGGGUCCACAACACCUCGGCUGUUACCAUGGUGAUGCCCAUUGUGGAGGCUGUUCUCCAGCAGCUCCUGAAGGUCAAGGAUGGAGGGUGUGCUGGUGAAGACAACCCCAACCUGCAGCUGGACGAAACUGACGGCCAUUUUGAAAAGAUGAAAGAAAUUAUGAGUGACAGGAGGCAUACAGAUGUUUCCGAAGAGACCUUCACUUGCGUUCAGAUGCAGACAGGGUCACAGCCUGCUGCAGCUCAGGUUGCUGUGCCUGAGCCUGCAGCUCCCAGCAGGAGUAAACAGGACCUGAUGGUGUGUAAAGCCAUGUGCAUCAGCGUCGCCUACUCCUCCAACAUCGGAGGCAUCGCCACGCUGCCCGGCACCUCGCCUAACCUCAUCUUCUCCGAGUACCUCAACCAGAUUUACCCAAACUGUAACUGCAUUAACUUUGGGAACUGGCUGCUGUUGUGCCUGCCCAUCAGUGUCAUCAUGCUGCUGCUGACAUGGAUCUGGCUGUAUUGGCUUUUCAUCGGCUCGGAUUUCAGGUUCCUGUGGAGACGUGGAGGAGAGCAGUGUGACAAAGAGAAAGCAGCAAGAGAAGUCAUAGAAGAAGAAUACAGGACGCUGGGACCCAUGAGUUCUCAGGAGAUGGUCACCGGGGUGGUUUUCCUGCUGAUGGUGUUGUUGUGGUUGACCAGGUCUCCAGGUUUCAUGCCGGGCUGGACGUCUCUCUUCCCUCAUCACUCAGGUUACAUCACUGACGCCACUGUGGCUCUGCUGCUGGGCCUCCUCUUCUUCAUCAUACCUGCCUACGGACCCUCCAAGAAAUACGAGGCCAUGAUCUCCUGGAAGGAGUUUCAGGCCUCCAUGCCGUGGAAAGUGGCCCUGCUGGUCGGCGGAGGCUUUGCACUCGCUGAAGGCACAAAGGAGUCGGGCCUGUCUCUGUGGGUGGCCGAGCUGCUGACACCUCUGGAUGAUCUGCCAGUGUUGGCCACGAUCACCGUCGCCUGCCUCAUUGUCACCACGGUAACAGAGGUGGCCAGUAACGCCGCCACCAUUACGAUCUUCCUCCCCAUCCUCUCUCCUCUGGCUGAGGCCAUCCACGUCAACCCGCUGUACGUCCUGAUCCCCACCACCCUCUGCACAUCCUUCUCCUUCCUGCUGCCGGUGUCCAACCCGCCCAACGCUGUUGUAUUUGCCUACGGACACAUCAACAUCGUGGACAUGGUGAAGGCGGGGCUUGGCGUCAACGUGAUCGGCGUCCUUACUGCCCUGCUGGCUGUGGCGACAUGGGGUGUUCCAUUAUUCUCCCUGGAUACGUAUCCUGACUGGGCGCCGGUCCUGCCCGGGUUCAACUCCACAGCACCGUGA